UCUAAUACGGCACAGUCGAUAACACUCGAGAAUCCUUACCCAAUACAACAACCUCAGAAUACAAUCUUGUACUGCACGGCGGCUCGAUCAGCACUUCUGUCGCAAUGCCAAAACUCUCUAUUCCUGAAUUUGACUACAAAGUCGGCGAAAGUACGGCUAUGUUAGUCUGAAUUUACAUCAGCCAGUAUAUCUUUGCAUCGCUUCAACUACAUUUGUACUUGCUCAUUCAUUUUUGGUUGCAACCAUAAUUUCUCGUCGUUUCCGUCUUAUACUCAAUCAUGGCAUCCACGGAGACUGUAUGGUACAACGUGUACAUAGUUUACUUCACGCAACCCAGCGGUCCAGCUCACGAAGGGAUUGCGUUGGUUCCAGCACAGCUCGAAGGUCAAGCGGGAGGCCGAUUCUACCAUGUUAAAGGCACUGUUGGCAUGGGAAUGGACUACGAGUGUCGCCCCGGUUACAAUUUUGGUCGCAGCCGAUCGUUCAAGGAAAAGGUUUAUCAAUUCCAACUGCCGAAGUCUUACCUCUUAGACUUCGAAUCUAUCGCAAGCACUCGACCUCCUCCAUACGAUCCCCGUGCGCUCACCGAGAGCGAGCCAGAUCCUCCAGUCAGGGACUGCGCCGCUUGGGUGGCUGAGGUACUCGGAGAAGUUCGUACUCUUCUGCGGAGGAGUGGUUUGGCUGCCUAAGCCUACCUGGAUCGCCGAGUGGAAGUUUUCUUGGCACGUCGUAUCUCGCUCUUUUUGAGGCUUGCACUUGAGUGCGUCAAUCUUGGGGACUAGUCUUGGACACAGAAACAUCUCCUUUUACGAAUGCACUAGGGUUUUCAGUUGUGUCUACGUUCGGCCUAUCCGUCGUUGGUGGCAGCAUCAUUGUUAGCUACCAUAGAACACUCAUCAACUUGGCAUGCGUCAACUGCUCACAAUAGUA
Messenger RNA from Macroventuria anomochaeta, 930 nucleotides. RefSeq lists its product as uncharacterized. The transcript has a single exon. The coding region runs from base 279 to 689 and encodes 136 amino acids. NCBI's taxonomy places the organism in Eukaryota, Fungi, Ascomycota, Dothideomycetes, Pleosporales, Didymellaceae. The record is from RefSeq and is a predicted model, not a curated record.